Messenger RNA from Pseudomassariella vexata, 378 nucleotides. RefSeq lists its product as uncharacterized. The coding region runs from base 203 to 364 and encodes 53 amino acids. The transcript has a single exon. The record is from RefSeq and is a predicted model, not a curated record. Lineage: Eukaryota; Fungi; Ascomycota; Sordariomycetes; Amphisphaeriales; Pseudomassariaceae.
GCCUCGUCCAGGAUUUACUCUCUCCCUCAUCAUAGAGCAGAAGCAUGUGCACAUCGAACAGUCCCGAAAUACCGUAUGCUUAGUUCUCAGCUCUAGUCAUUUCAUGUUUAGCCGCCACGCUGACAUUAUCGAGGAAGUGAUCCUGUAUAACCUGCCUUCCGCAGUUAGGACGUCCGCAACAUAAAGACAACACCACCAUGUGAUGGCUUUCUCGAACGCGCGAGCAUAUGCUCGUGGAUGCGGGUUGUGGUCGACAUCAAGGGUCCCAACUCAUCCUGCGUGCCCAGCUUCCGCCAACGCGAAUGAAGAACUCGAGCGACUUAGGGGCAAUCAGCUCCUGGAUAAAUGUGGCGGUAUUUAUUAACAGCGGUCUAAUUC